UUUGUGUUUGUGUUUGUGUUCUGUUUUGUCUAUAAAACAAGCCAUUAGCUCUGCUCUCAGUCUUUCACUUUUAUCCAUCUCUCUGUUCUAGCAUUGCCCUGUUUCACUAGCCACUUUCCAAUUCUAAGUUCUUCUAUAUAUAGAGAACUAAACACAUUGUACAAGAAAAACUAGCAAGAAAUACUAGUGCAUGUUCUUGGUAUAUUUCAUAGAUAGUUGCUGAGUGUUGUUAUAUUGGUGAAGAUCAAUGGCAAUGUUGGUUUCGAUGAAAUUGAUUCCGGUUACUUUGCUGCUGCUCUGCGUCGCAGCCAUUGCUGCCACUGACCACAGGAGUGGUAAAAAAGAGGAGGUGCAGAGCUCAACCAACUCAUCUAUGGAAGCAAGUGUGAAAGAUGCUGAAGGUCUGAGCAAGCAUGCAGUUUCUGACCCAGAUGAGAUUGCUGCCAUGGUUGAGAUGAGCAUUAGUAACAGUACUGAAAGGAGGAAAUUGGGGUAUUUCUCCUGUGGAACUGGGAAUCCUAUUGAUGAUUGCUGGCGUUGUGACCGUAACUGGUUUCGCAACAGGAGACGCCUUGCUGAUUGUGGCAUUGGCUUUGGCAGAAAUGCCAUUGGAGGCCGUGAUGGUCGGUUUUAUGUUGUCACUGAUCCUGGUGAUGAUGACCCUGUUAACCCCCGGCCUGGUACCUUGCGUCAUGCUGUUAUUCAAGACGAGCCACUCUGGAUCGUGUUUAAGCGUGAUAUGGUGAUCACAUUUAAGCAGGAGCUCAUAAUGAACAGCUUUAAGACAAUUGAUGGCCGCGGUGUGAAUGUUCAUAUUGCUAAUGGAGGGUGCAUUACAGUCCAGUUUGUCACCAAUGUAAUUAUUCAUGGUUUGCAUAUCCAUGACUGCAAACCAACUGGAAAUGCUAUGGUUAGGAGCUCACCGUCCCAUUAUGGCUGGAGGACUAUGGCUGAUGGCGAUGCCAUUUCAAUCUUCGGGUCAAGCCACAUAUGGGUUGAUCACAAUUCACUCUCUAACUGUGCUGAUGGCCUUGUUGAUGCUGUCAUGGGCUCAACCGCGAUCACAGUUUCUAACAAUUACUUCACUCAUCACAAUGAGGUCAUGUUGUUGGGUCACAGUGACACCUACAUGAGAGACAAGCAAAUGCAAGUGACUAUUGCCUUCAACCAUUUUGGAGAGGGCCUUAUCCAGAGAAUGCCAAGGUGCAGACACGGAUAUUUUCACGUAGUUAACAACGACUACACUCACUGGGAGAUGUAUGCAAUUGGCGGAAGUGCAAGCCCCACCAUCAACAGCCAAGGCAACAGAUACCUUGCCCCAGUCAAUCCUUUCGCAAAGGAGGUGACAAAGAGAGUUGAUACUAAUGCUGGCCAGUGGAGAGGUUGGAACUGGAGGUCAGAAGGCGAUUUAUUACUAAACGGGGCCUAUUUCACUCCAUCUGGAGCCGGAGCUUCAGCCAGUUAUGCCAGAGCUUCAAGCUUGGGUGCAAAGGCUUCUUCUAUGGUUGGCACCAUUACUUCUGGAGCUGGUGUCCUAGGCUGCCGCAGGGGAAGCCAGUGCUAGCGACUAAGGAAUCUCAUGGCUCAGUAUAUUGUAUUAAAACGAGUCUUUUUUCCUCGCCAAAACUUCCAAUUUACUAUUACAUAGCGCGUUUUUCUCCCUCAGCAUCGCUGCAAUUUCCUUUACUCUUGGCAAGUGUACAUUUUUUACGCAUGUCAUUAUCAUUUCUCCCCAACAUCCGUCCCCUGUUGUGCAACCUCAGCCUGCUUAUCUGAAAAAACAGUCCUUAUUCGAGGGGUAGGCCUGGAAGCGUUGUUCAUCUCUGCGUCUCCUUCCUUAUAUAUCUAAAACCUUCUCCAUUUAACCACCAUUGGCUUCCGAUCAUCUGAUUAUAUUUGAAAUAGUUGCUACUUAUUAUCAUGUUGCUGGCAUUUGGGUUCAUAGCAGAACAGUUAUUUUGUAAUUUUAUUCUUAGCAUACCGAGUCAUACGUAAAAAUACAAGUUAUAUUGUGAAUGCCAAACUCUUUCUCCAAUCUGUAAAGAAGCUAAUGUCAAAAGUUUCUUCCUUUAUCUUUAUCAAUGAAAGCAUCUUGCUGCUCUUCUUAAA
Molecule: messenger RNA, 2109 nt
Organism: Daucus carota subsp. sativus
Lineage: Eukaryota; Viridiplantae; Streptophyta; Magnoliopsida; Apiales; Apiaceae
Product: probable pectate lyase 8
Exons: 7
Coding region: 248-1564 (438 amino acids)
Molecular function (GO): pectate lyase activity
Source: RefSeq, a predicted model, not a curated record